ACGGUACCACCUGCCGGGCAGGGGAUGCGCUCGAAGACUCUCCCUCCCGGAGGUGUUGCUCCCGGAAGUGGCCUCUUGAAAGCUCAGGAUCCCGGAGCCACUUGCCAGCGGCUGGUGAGUUCCUGGAUCUUCGAGCCUGCGGCGCGUGGUGGGCGCGGGGCAGCUGGCCAGCGGGGGCCGGAGGUGCUCUUUACCCGCUGAAGAGGCGCCGGUGGCUGCCCGGCUUAGCGGCUUGGCCAGCGCGGUCUCCGCGGGCGGCUGGUCCAACCUGCCGCCCGAGGUUUCAGGUACAAUCCAGGUGCUUGGGACACAGAUCAAGAAGCUCCACUCCCUUCUGGACAGCGCCUAUAGCAGCCAGCACUGACCUCUCUUUUGAGGAAAACUUUGUGACUUCUGGCAAGGGACCUGUUGGCCUCAAGCAGAGAAUUGGAAAUGGGCCUCUUGGCACUAGCCCAGGAAAAUUAAAGGUGCUUCUUUUUGGGAAAAACAGUUGAGUGACCCCCAGUGGUACCCACAUCCCUGUGACAGCAUUACCAGGACCCAGGUCAUCUGCUCUGGCAUCGUUUCAUGGAGCCUCCGGGAGAGAAGACGGGAGAAGCCGGUGGGCUGCACAUCACACCCCAGCUGCUGAAGUCUCGCACGGGUGAGUUCGCCCUGGAGUCCAUCCUGCUGCUGAAGCUGCGCGGGUUAGGGCUGGCUGACCUGGGCUGCCUGGGGGAGUGCCUGGGCCUCGAGUGGCUGGACCUCUCAGGCAAUGUGCUCACCCAGCUGGGCCCGCUGGCCUCCUUGCGCCAGCUGACAGUGCUCAAUGUCUCUAACAAUCGGCUGACAGGGCUGGAGCCACUGGCCGCCUGUGAGAACCUGCAGAGUCUCAAUGCUGCAGGCAACCUGUUGGCUACUCCUGGCCAGCUGCAGUGUCUUGCUGGGCUGCGGUGCCUCGAGCACUUGCGGCUCCAGGACCCUUUGGCCCGGCUUAGCAACCCCCUCUGUGCCAGCCCUACCUACCGGGCUAUAGUCCAGGAGCUGCUGCCUGGCCUGAAGGUCAUCGAUGGCGAGCGUGUGACUGGGCGUGGCAGUGAGCUCUACCAGCUAUGCCGAGACCUGGACAGCUCCUUGCACCCCAGCCCCAGCGCCAGCCCCAACUCUAUAGCCACUGAGGCCCAACCCUGGGUGGAGCCAGAGUACUGGGAGUCUUGGCCCACCCGGAGCAGCUCCAUCCUGGAGGAGGCCUGUCGGCAGUUCCAGAAUACCCUUCAAGAGUGUCAGGACCUGGACCACCAAGCCAGUGACAGUCUUGCCCAGGCCCAGCAGGCCCUCAGCCCUGCGGGUACCACCUCUUCAUUUGUCUUUUAAAUGUGCCCCAUGGCCUAACACGGCCUGGCAGGUGGCCUUAUGGCCUGCAUCUCCCCUCCUUGCCUUUAAACUUGUCUUCAGGGUUCCCUCCCACCAGUCACUGACCCUGCAAAUUGGGCUAUUCAUUCAUCUCUGUCUUGAGAGCAGCUCCAACCCCUCUAAGAACACAUCCAGUGGCCCUGUAUGGUAUUAGGGCCGGCAGCCUGGCAAGUGUUGAGUCCACAGCUGCUGCCACUCCACCCUGAGACUUGGUGGAGGAGUUACUUCCACUUGUGAAGCUACAGGUGAGAAAGGUGGGAAGGGCCAACCUCCAGCCUAGCUGACCUGGGAAAGGAUGGGCAGGGCUGAGUAGCCUAGAACAUUCCUGGAAGCUAGAGCUCACCCCUGCCUUCCAAAUUUCCCUGUCUAGAUGACCCAUUCUGUGCUGUCCUGGAGCCUUCUCUGCCCCUGCUCACCCAGGCCUUUCUAUUAAACAG
Messenger RNA from Otolemur garnettii (small-eared galago), 1829 nucleotides. RefSeq names its product leucine rich repeat containing 61 (gene LRRC61). Gene Ontology annotation, molecular function: protein binding. Bases 568 to 1353 code for a protein of 261 amino acids. Gene Ontology annotation, biological process: outer dynein arm assembly. The transcript is spliced from 3 exons. Gene Ontology annotation, cellular component: cytoplasm. NCBI's taxonomy places the organism in Eukaryota, Metazoa, Chordata, Mammalia, Primates, Galagidae. The record is from RefSeq and is a predicted model, not a curated record.